Messenger RNA from Phytophthora nicotianae INRA-310, 3136 nucleotides. RefSeq lists its product as hypothetical. Gene Ontology annotation, cellular component: nucleus. Lineage: Eukaryota; Oomycota; Peronosporomycetes; Peronosporales; Peronosporaceae. Bases 375 to 2447 code for a protein of 690 amino acids. Gene Ontology annotation, molecular function: cis-regulatory region sequence-specific DNA binding. The transcript has 2 exons. The record is from RefSeq and is a predicted model, not a curated record.
GUGGAGAUGCUGACUGACAAGAUGGAGACAGCGGCUAAAGCGUUCGAGCAGCACGUGGCGCUGGACGAGGGCGUGCUGGCCACGUCGGCGCCACUGGAGAUCGGACAGCUGGACCGUGUCAUCCUGCAGGUGCGUCCUCUGCUUCCUAUAUAGGCUAAUUUAUGGAGGGGGUGAGGCUCUAAUGCCAAUGCUACAGGUGAGUGAAGGCCUAGCAGGAUACCCGGACCUGAGUCAGAAGACGUACGAGCUACGCACGCAGUUGGUGGAGGAAAAAGUUAUUGGCGCUGCAGGAGCUAUUCAGGGGGUACUGGACCUGCUGAAGGCCAACGAGAAUGCGCUCGAGUAUUUCAAGGGAAGCAUUGUAGGAGGUUCGUAUGCAGUUGCACAAUGCUACAGUGGAGAGACGACUAAUACUCCUGCUGUUAGUACUGACGGGACAGCCGCUGCCUCUGCGUCCUCCGUUCUUUGGCGGUACGAUCCCUGAACCUGCUGCAGAGGCGGUUGUGGCGGAAGUGGAAGCUCUUGCGGCGGAGGAAGCGCCUAAAGAUGUAGCAAAACCGUCAACGGAGUCCACUGCAGCCUCUGAAGAGAGACUAGCGCCGAUCUUUGCCAAGCAGCAGGGUACUGCACGCAAACGCUCGCUGGAGAAGACAACGACGACAGAAUCGGGAGCAGAAGGCAAACGACCAAAGGCGCUGAAGAGCGAGAAGGAAGACAAGGACGCUACAGCGCCUCCCCUCAGAACAGCAUUGGCAAAAGAAACCAAAUACGAGUCUGAGGAGGCCAAGAACCGAGCCAUCAACCCCACGUACACUAUCCCCACACAAUGGGAGCACUUGUACUUCAAGCAGGUGGAAGUAAUCAACAUCAACAACCGCCUAGCCAAGGAGAAGAUCCAAGCCAAGCGCUUCGCAGGCGAACCAUUCUUACUGGAAGGCCACACUGGCUGGUUAAAGUUCGCUGACGGAUGGGUUAAGCCGGACGGGACGUUGGACGCAGCGGCGUUCCUCAGCGGUAUCCACGACGUGAAGGUUCCUGUGCUAGAGCACAACUACGAGGAGCGGAAUCCCAUCAAGACGCACUUGCCACUGAGUUACUACGUCAAGAACUACUGGGAGCACGGCAAGUCGGAUUACUAUUUGCACCAGUGGCAAUUCCCAUUGGACCCGAAGGCUGGUCCACUGCUGUGCUACAAGAGCGAGGAAUUGCCUGUGCUGGGAGAUAAUUUGCUGCUGUAUUGGCUGGACGCUGUGCGUGGCGACAACCCUUUGCAAUACCUUUUCAUGGGCCAGAAGAGCACAAGAAGUCGCAUGCACUUGGACCCUGGCGGUCUGGGCAUCACUAUCGCCCCAAUUAUCGGCACUAAGCGUGUUACUAUGCUGCACCGCGGAGCAGCCAAGCUGGACUCAGUGCACGAGUCUGUCAACUUUCACGACGUGGAUCUGGAUGAGAUCCCUCAACUUGCGUUCCUCCCAGCAUGGCGUGUGGACGUCAAGCCUGGCCAGAUCCUGUACAUGCCUGAAGGAACUUUGCACGCGUGUGAAAACGUGACAGCGUGCUUGUCGUACCACCGCUUCCACGUGGACACUGUGAACCUUCCAGGCUUCUUACGGUCGUUUCUGGCACAGGAUUCUCCAACAAUUAACCACGCUGAGAUCCUCUGGAACGCUGCACACGAUGUCAUGUCUGCGAUGGAGGAUAUCUACCACGCCAACAACCAGGUCCUAGGCAAUGAAGUCGGCACGCUACGCAAGCUAGAUACGUUGCGAGGACUGCGUCACGCUUGCCGUAUGCUGUCGCUGGAGCAGGUUUUGCCCACGGAAGACUCGUGGGACUGGAAGAAACUGCUGGACGACAUUGAUCACUUGUUGGUGCGCAUUGAUUCGAGCGCCAAGCUGAACAAGAAGAAGAACUCGACGCAUGAAACGACUUUCACUAAGGCGAUGGCUGCGUUGAACGGCGAGGAAGCGGCCGAGGCCAAGCAGAUUAUUGAAGCUGCAGCAAACAAGAAGAAGCUGGUGGCAGCCAAGACCAAGGCGCAGACUACAGCUGCAAAUACUCACUGGGACUCACUGAAGCUCAAGGUGGGCGACAUUAUUGGCGUGCAGGUCUUCGAGAAGCGCAACCGUGCUGAAGUAUUGAAGGUGGUGCAUGACAAGGUGCUCGUGCAGAUCCACUACUCGGACUGGGAGUCGAUUUAUGACGAGUACUUGCCAGUAUCGUCUCUCUAUCAACGCAAGAAGGGCAAGAAGGUGGCACUGAAGAAGACCCCAGAGGUGCACGAGACGGUGAUGGCGCGCUGGGGCAGCAAGGGCGAUCUGUACAACGCCAUAGUGCUCAAGGUUAUUCGCACCAAUGCCUGCUACGUGCACUACCUCAAGUACGAGAAGGACUGGGACCAGUGGAUUUUGCCUGGUCACAUCUUCCGCAAGUACAACAACGCCUAGAAGGCUCAUUCAGCGAGACUACCAGGCAAGCAAAGGGUCGAAUGUGUCUUGUGUUCAUUUGAAUUUUGUGUAAGCGGUCUUUUUUUUUUCGAUUUUACAUCGUCACUAAGCAAAAACUUACAUAUUCCGGUAUACCAAGUCAAUUUCUCUGAAUACGGUGAAUGAGGCGAGUACUAUGUAUGAGGCCACAGAAGACGACAUAGCUGCCCACGAAGGCGUAGAACCCAAAUACCGAGAUUACAGCCACGAUUAGCACAAUGGCUACAUAGCCCAACGUGCGUUGCAACCAACGACCCCAAGCAGACGAAGCUCCAAUGAACGGUAAGUCGUAGCAUGCGUAAUGACUAGCAUCCCACCUGCUCUCACACACCCAGCAGUAUUCGUAGCGACAAUGGCUACACGUCAUGUGAUUGCAGCCUUCGUUCUUCCAAAUGCGCAUCUGACAAUGUGGACAUGCUCGCACAGCCUUCUGCUUGCCCACUGACGCUUCCCACGCCAGAUACGACUUGUCCAUUUCGCCUCGACAGAACCAAAACCGAUGAGCGUAUCCACGACAGCGGAAGCAGCCUACUGUGUCGCAUUUCGGGCAGGUAAAGUUGUCUGUGCUCUCACAGAUAAUCAACUCGUCGCAGCCUGCUCUGGGACACCAUCUCGCACUCGGAUUCUUUUCAUCCUGGCAAAAAAUAAUC